Molecule: messenger RNA, 2296 nt
Organism: Acaromyces ingoldii
Lineage: Eukaryota; Fungi; Basidiomycota; Exobasidiomycetes; Exobasidiales; Cryptobasidiaceae
Exons: 2
Coding region: 146-2170 (674 amino acids)
Source: RefSeq, a predicted model, not a curated record
UCUUUUACGACCUUGACGAUCUGUUACGACGAUCUGCUACGACACGAGUACUCACGAACGACCGCAUCGACAAAACGAAAGAAGCUCGGCGAGGCGAUUUGAAUAGGGUCACUGCUGUUCCUCCACACGGACAGGCUACGAAAAGAUGAACACAACGUCGGACAAAUGGCUUUACCCACCCUCGAGCGUUGGACAGACGGCCAAGCCGCAGUUCUUGGCCGUCAACAAGGAGCUCGAGGCCCUCGAUGACAAGGACAAGACGUACAAUGGCUUCUCGAGCGAGGCGCUGAGCAAGGCGUUUGCAGACUAUGUCAAGUACCAUCCAGAGGGCGUCCCCAAGGACUUUGACGCCGAGGCUGCGAUCCGUAACAUGGCCGCGGCCAAGCAGUCGUCGUCGUCGUCGUCGUCAAGCGCGCAGCAGGACCAGUCGACGCCGCUCGUCUUCAUCGCCGAGAACACCGGCUUCUCCUGGGCCGACCAGCUGCAUGCGAUGGGAUGGGCAAAGGUGCUCUACGGCAUCGUCUGGAUGGUCGUCGGCCUCGUGCUCCUCUUCUUUGGUCUCGCCUCGCUCUUCUGGCUCAACAAGCUGGGCACGAGGCCCAAGAAGCAAUCCUCAUCGGCCAUCGCAGAAGCCUUGCCCGGUAUCAAGGGCCGGAAGCGGGGAGGGCGAGCGAUUCUCAAUGGCGGCGUCGGGGGCCUCCUGAUCGGCUUCCUCUUCUUCUCGUACCUCGCCGUCGUCAUCAACAACGCUGUAUGCGCCGACGACGACAAGAAGCCUCCCUCGGCUGGCGCCCUCUUUGCCGUCUGGCUCGCCCCCGGCCUUCUCGGUGCCGUCGUCGGCGGCCACCUCCGCUUUGCAUCGAGGGCUAUGGCCGGUGUCUUGGGCGGUACCUCGUUGACGAUCAUCCUGACGGCCGUCUUUGGCAUUCGCACCAUCCUCAUCCGAGUCAUUCUCCUCGCCGUCUUCUCCACGCUCCUCACGGCGCCCCUCAUCCUGCCACGACCCAACGCGGUGCAGAAGCUCGUUCUCAAUGGCUGCACCUCGCUCGUGGGUGUCGUCACCUUCCUCAACGGCGUCGCCCUCUUUGCUCCUCCCCGCGACUCGUCGGACAACUGGCUGGACCUGUGGGUGGUGCUCUUUGCCAAGGACAAGACCUCGUCGAUGGACAUUGCCACGUCGGCCUGGGGCACCAGCGCAUUCAAGGGCUACAUCGCAGGUGCCGUUCUCGGUGCCGUCGUGGGCUUCCUCUUUGAGAUGCUGCUCCACAAGCACGCGGGCGAGGAUGCCGAGUCGGAGUGGAACCAGUACCUGGGCUCCUACACGGAGCGCUUCGAGAAGGCCAACGGCAACGGCAACGUCACGGGCGCUGACAUGAGCAACGCGCCCCGUGCGGGCCUCUUUGAGCCGGCGCCCAGCGCGUGGCAGCGCAUGUGCGACUUCUUCGACAGUGCCUCGCCCUCGAAGCCGGCCAGCUACGGCAACCUGACGGGCGACGACCGCGAGGCCAGCCCGCUGCAGCAGCGCUCGCGCAACCGUUCAGGAAGCCGACGCAAGGGCAGGCGCGCAUCGACGCGGACGACGACGGCCAGAGACCCAGCCCGGUUCGAGGCCCUGAGUGGGCGCGAUCAGGGCCAGAGCGAUUCAGACGAUGAUUCCGAUGCGACUGAUGUCGAUGACGUCGACGAGAAGCACGAUGACGACGAGAGCAAGGAUCUGCUGAGUCCCUUGAGCAAGAAGCACACGACGUCGGCCACGGAGAACUACGGAGGAUACCAGCUUCCGCCGCUCCCCAGACCGCCGCUGCUCUCGUCGACGCCGCUUCCGAGCUACCGCAGCGAGGCAAGCGACGGUGCAGGGAGCAAGGGGAGCGGCAGCAACCUCAGUGGCACCACUGCCAGGGGCUCCGAUGCUGGCGCUCCGAACAGCAGCGAUGUCCACAAGCCCCUCGAUGUCUACCGCGACUCGGCGCCCUCCUCGCCUGCGUCUGCGUCUCCUGCAGCAGCGGCACCGACAGGUGCUGCGGGCCAGCGACAGGUGGCAGCGACGCCCUCGCUCAUCAAUGCCAUCUCGCGCAUCCAACAGGCCCAAGCACAGGCGAGGGCGUGGCAGGAAGCCCAGGAUCCAAAGGCGGCCGCCCCGUACGGCUCUCAGCCCACAUCUCCUAGAUAGUCUCCUACUCUUCUUCUCAUACCCCUUCUCACAUGCUGCUCUGCCCUCGGUGGCCUGGCCUUGUUCUUGUCUCAUUCUUGGCUUUUCUUUUUGGGACGCAGUGAAAAUGAACAUUCGAUACACUCC